Messenger RNA from Arachis ipaensis, 1787 nucleotides. Lineage: Eukaryota; Viridiplantae; Streptophyta; Magnoliopsida; Fabales; Fabaceae. The record is from RefSeq and is a predicted model, not a curated record.
UAAAUGGGUAGAUGUGUGUGUAAAAACUUUACAUGGUAGCAUUUAUUUGUUUGUGUUGAUGUUUGUUAUACUUUUUAUUCAAACUGCAGUGUAUCUAAACAGCACUUCUAAUGCGGUAGAAGAAGCAGAAGAAAUUGCUUGGAAUCAACUAGCACCUUUGGGGGAAGCAGGUGGACGAAGACACAGCAGCUGAAAGUCACUAGCCAAAAGCCAUUCAAGCUAAGAACUGAGCAAAGUGGAAGAUUCAGCAUCCGGAGGAGCAAGAAGCAAGGGCAAUGCAAGGUGCAUCAUCAGGCAUAGGAUACGGUCUAAAAUAUCAGGCUCGAUGCAUUUCGGAUGUAAAGGCAGACACGGAUCACACUACCUUUCUGGCUGGCACUCUCAGCCUCAAAGAAGAAAAUGAGGUUCAUCUGAUUCGGCUUUCGUCGAGUGGAACUGAAUUGUUCUGUGAAGGAUUGUUUUCGCACCCGAAUGAGAUUUGGGACCUUGUCUCAUGUCCUUUCGAUCAACGGAUCUUCUCAACCGUUUACUCUAAUGGUGAAACUUAUGGAGCAGCAAUAUGGCAGAUCCCUGAGUUAUAUGGCGAGUUGAAUUCGCCUCAGUUAGAAAAAAUUACAUCGCUAGACGGUCAUGCUGGUAAGAUUAAAUGUAUUCUCUGGUGGCCAUCUGGAAGGCAUGAUAAAUUGAUCAGCAUCGAUGAGGAGAACCUCUACUUGUGGAGUCUAGAUGCUUCCAAGAAAACUGCACAAAUACAAUCACAAGAUUCAGCUGGCAUGCCCCACAAGAUAUCUGGUGGGGCAUGGGAUCCACAUGAUGUGAAUUCUGUUGCCGCAACUUUUGAAUCAUCUCUCCAACUAUGGGAUGUCAGAGCAAUGGGGAAGACUAUUUCAAUUGAAUGCUCCCAUGUACGCAGUGUUGAUUAUCACCCGAAAAGGAAGCACGUACUUGUUACUGCAGAACAUGAGUCUGGGAUACAUAUCUGGGAUCUAAGAAAACCAAAAGUUCCCAUCCAAGAGCUUCCAGGACAUACGCAUUGGACAUGGAUUGUCAAAUGUAACCCUGAGUAUGACGGAGUGAUCUUGAGUGCUGGUACAGAUUCAACAGUGAACCUGUGGCUUGUCUCUCUAGGCAAUGAUGAUGUAUCAACUGAGAGCCAAACUGAGUCACCUACUCAUUGGGUUGAUCCUUUAAUCAAUACGUAUAGUGAUUAUGAAGACAGCAUUUAUGGGCUCACCUGGAGUUCUCGUGAACCAUGGAUCUUUGCAUCGUUAUCCUAUGAUGGCAGGGUGGUUGUAGAAUCGGUUAAACCUUUCAUCUCCAAAAAAUGAAGUUAAAAUAAAAAAUCAUGCCGUUGUCACCAUUUUGCCUUCUUGUUCUGCAUCGAUAGUUUCCUGCUCCCCUGGUAUUGAGAUAAACAGAUGACUAGAAGACCCAAAUUGUCAUUACAUCAUGGUACCAUUGGCGGGUUCAUGUGGCAAACAUGUUUAAUGUUUUAUGUGCAUAACAUCCUUGACCAGCAGCCAUUCAUAGCCCCGAAAGCAAUGACAUUGUUUUGGAAAUUUUUUCGUUUAGGUUGGUUUAUGUUUCUAACAUUCUUUGGUACGUUUCCACAUGUAAUUCAUGGUUAAACCUAAUGCUUAGUUGCAAAACCUCAUCAUUUGUGCUAAAUUGUGGUCUGAGGGGCGAGGUGGAAUGUUGAAUGCGUUCCAUUAUUAACAGUCUAUUAUAAUGACUCACCUUCAUUGUACUUUUGAUUUGGAUAUAAUCAAAUCUCAGUUGAACAACAA